Mitosporidium daphniae is the source of this 489-nucleotide messenger RNA. RefSeq lists its product as uncharacterized. The transcript has a single exon. Lineage: Eukaryota; Fungi; Microsporidia. Gene Ontology annotation, cellular component: mitochondrion. The record is from RefSeq and is a predicted model, not a curated record. The coding region runs from base 1 to 489 and encodes 162 amino acids.
AUGGUAAUUGGAUCAUACUUUAAGCGCCUUAGGGAGCAGCCAAACACGCCAGAUGAGAAAUCUCCUAUUUCAGAUCCAAAUAGUUUAAAGAAUCGCUCUGAAGAUGUGAAAGAGCCUGUCCAAAAUUUCGACGCUCAAAACGCUCAAAACGCUCAAAACGCUCAAAACAGUCAAAAAGCUCAAAACAGUCAAAAUAGCUCGAAAGGUAUCAGGGGAAAAAUCAAGCUAUUCUUUAACGAAUAUGGAAAGAUUGGAGUCAUCGUGUACAUUGGCAUAUCGUCCUUUACGUUCUCCCUAUGCUAUUUGGGCGUAAAAGCCGGAAUAGACUUGCAAAGGUUGUCUGAGCUUUUAAAUAUAUCUGUUCCUGCCUGGAGUGGCAAAGCUGGCGGGUUUCUUAUAACUUAUGCUACCUACAAGCUGUUGUUACCCAUUCGUAUCGCUUUAACUGCAGCAAUCACCCCGUACAUUAAACGAAGGUUUAAACUUUAA